AUGGCGACGUUGCUAAUCUGGAACAACCAAAAUGGGGCCCUUGCCAUCAAUCGCGACAAUUUGCGGGACGUCAUCAACCAAAGCCUCCAGAACUACAUUCCAAGCGUCUGCUUACAAGUAGAAGCCCGCUGCGAGCAAGAGGGGUUCAGCUGCAGCAUGAGUUCCAACGUUCGUCCUGGCGGUCAACCCAAUUUGAGUGAGGUAACGGGCGAGACGGUAUUAUCCUACAGCUAUAGUAACCAGAGCCACGAUGGGGCGGGCAUCAACGACAACUUGGGCUCGUUCACCAUUGGUACAACCUACAACAUGGACAUCCAGUUCACCAACAUCAAUGGCAGUGCCUCUAUCGUCGUUACCCAGCAUUUAGUAAUCAGCUAUGACAUGGCAAUAUUCCAGACCGCGACCAGUGGAAAUGCGGUUGACAAAACCAUUGUUGACACUUACACCCUUACCGUUGCUGAGAAUGGCAUCCUGGGCGCCAGUGUGGACCCUAUGAUUACGGAUAAUUCCACUGCGCCUGAUGAUCUCAUUCAGAAUUUCUUCACUGAUUCCGAUGGGUUUAUCGAGGAACUUCGAAGCGGGGGCGACGCUCUUCAGUCAACAGCGCUAAGCGUUCCUCUGUCCAACACGGCAGCAUACAGCUUCCCAGGCGGACAAACCUCUACUUUCAAGAGUGUCCAAUUCUCAGACAAUCAGGACCUAGUUGCUUCUGUAGCAUAG
Fusarium fujikuroi IMI 58289 is the source of this 720-nucleotide messenger RNA. RefSeq lists its product as uncharacterized. The transcript has a single exon. The coding region runs from base 1 to 720 and encodes 239 amino acids. NCBI's taxonomy places the organism in Eukaryota, Fungi, Ascomycota, Sordariomycetes, Hypocreales, Nectriaceae. The record is from RefSeq and is a predicted model, not a curated record.